AUGACUAUAAAGCAAGAAGAAGAAGAAGUGAUGAAUGAAUCGGAUGGUGUUAACGAUGAUGGUCAGAAAGAGGCAACAGAGCAUGAAAACGACGAGAAAUACGUCGAUAAGAAAGAUGAUAAUGAUGAUGAUAAUGUGAAUGAAGAGGAUGUUGCUGGUGCCGACAGUAAUGAUAAUAAUAAAAGUGAUCUCGAUGAAAACAAUACGGAUGAUGAAGGAGCCGGUCCAUCAAAACGACGUCGAAUAGUAAUGUCGAGUGAUGAGGAUGAUGAUAGCGAUACUGAUACCGCACAUGCCACAGCGAAGCAUAAAGAAACGGAUUCAGAUGGAGAACAGAAAGAGGGUGAUGGUGAGGUUGGUGUUGGUCAGUUAAUGACAAAUAUCUUCGGCGAGGAGAGUGACGAGGAAAAAGAAUCAGAAGAACCAACUCAACAACAGAAGGACGAAUAUGAUGAAGAUGAGCCGCGGUAUAUUCGUGAAGAAGGUUUGGAUGAUGAGGAAGAUGAAAGUAAGGUAUGGGAUUUCGAUGAGAUGAUGCGAUUGAAGAAGGCUGAACGAAGAAAGCAGAAACGUCGUCGGAGGGAUGGAUCUAUCUAUAUUGGCAAUGAUGCUGAUGAGCAAAUUCGAAUGCUUACUGAUGCCAUGAAAGCUGCCGCUAAAGAUGAUCGUCAUUCGAAUGUCGAAAGAAAACCAGCAUUACAGAAACGAAAGAUGUUACGUUAUGUGAAGGCGAUGCUAAUCAAGCAUGAUUUUGUUGAGGCGAUUAUUGACAACGGUAUGCUGAGUGCGGUGUCAGAAUGGUUAGCACCAUUACCGGACAAGUCAUUACCAGCACUCGAAAUUCGAACGGAUUUGUUGAAGAUUCUUCAAGAUUACAGUCGCUUAGAACAAGGCACGUUGAAGCAGUCAGGAUUAGGGCGUGCAGUGAUGUUAUUGUAUAAGCACCCUAAAGAAACGAAAGAGAACAAGGCACUUGCUCAUGCACUUAUUUCUGAAUGGGCUCGUCCCAUCUUCCAGCUGGAUACGGAUUUUCAUUCAAUGACAAAAGAGCAGCGUAUGGAGCGUGAUUAUUCAAAUUUAUCCGAAUCAAAAAAGCAACGUUUAGGCCAAAACGAAGCAUCAACGUCCGCGACAUCAGAAGCUGAUAAGGAAUCAGAGGUGAGAGUUGGUGAGAAAGGAUUUAUAAUGCGAGCACGGGUACCACGUCCAUCGCAAAGAGACUAUGUGAUUCGCCCGAAAAGCAACGUUGAAGGACCCUUCAGAGGGGCCACCAAAAAUCGACUGAAUUCUCGUCUCGAUCGAACACAACGCGAGUUCAAAGAACGCACGAAGAAGAGUCGUGUACAACGAGCUCUUGCUGUCAGUAUUGAAGGACGUAAAAUGGACAUUUGA
Messenger RNA from Anisakis simplex (herring worm), 1392 nucleotides. Lineage: Eukaryota; Metazoa; Nematoda; Chromadorea; Rhabditida; Anisakidae. The record is from the annotation of a GenBank genome assembly.